Messenger RNA from Helianthus annuus (common sunflower), 1201 nucleotides. RefSeq names its product beta-1,4-xylosyltransferase IRX9. Gene Ontology annotation, biological process: glucuronoxylan biosynthetic process; plant-type secondary cell wall biogenesis. Gene Ontology annotation, cellular component: Golgi membrane. The transcript is spliced from 3 exons. Gene Ontology annotation, molecular function: galactosylgalactosylxylosylprotein 3-beta-glucuronosyltransferase activity; xylosyltransferase activity. Bases 46 to 1095 code for a protein of 349 amino acids. The record is from RefSeq and is a predicted model, not a curated record. NCBI's taxonomy places the organism in Eukaryota, Viridiplantae, Streptophyta, Magnoliopsida, Asterales, Asteraceae.
UUCAUUUGUAUUGUCAUCAUCAUCACCCAACCCAAAUUUUAAGUCAUGGGAUCAUCCGAAAGACCAAAGAAGAAAGUUCAUCUAUGGAAGAAGGCGACGGUCCACUUCUUGUUAUGUUUCAUCGUUGGGUUCUUCACUGGCUUCGCCCCGACAAACAAAUCUUCUUUUGCUACCCAUAAUGUUGUUGCAACCAACGCUUCACCGGAGAUUUCCCCACAACCGGAGAAAGUUUUUGUGAAGCGUGUGGAGCAUGAAAAUGGGAAUUUUGAUAGGAGCGUGUUGGAUGAAUCUUUAGCGAUGAAAGUACAAGAAAGACCCAAUCUUGGCCCGAAAGAAGAAAACGGCGAAAAGGGUGACAUGGGCAAAGAGGUAAAUUUAACUCCUCGAAGGCUUGUGAUCAUUGUUACUCCGACGAGCGAUAAAGAUGAGCUUCGAGGGGUACUUUUGAGGAAAAUGGCGAAUACUUUGUCAUUAGUUCCUCCGCCAUUGUUGUGGGUCGUUGUGGAAUCACAAUCUGAAUCUACAGAAGUAUCUGAUAUUUUGCGAAAAACUAAUGUUAUGUAUAGGCAUUUGGUGUUUAAGGAGAAUUUUACCGAUAUUGAAGUUGAAAUGGACUAUCAAAGAAAUUAUGCGCUUAAGCACAUCGAGUAUCAUAGGUUAAGUGGGAUUGUUCAUUUCGCUUCACUUUACAACGUUUAUGAUCUAAGCUUCUUCGACGAGAUAAGGGCCAUCGAUGUGUUUGGGACAUGGCCAAUGGCAUUUUUAUCAACAAAUAGACAAAGAGUGAGAAUUGAGGGGCCAGUUUGUGACUCUUCAGAAGUUAUAGGGUGGCAUUUGAAAAGUUUGAACAACUCGGCAGAUGAUACAACCCGAUCACCUGUUCAUAUCUCCACCGUUGGAUUCAACAGUUCCAUUCUAUGGGACCCGGAAAGAUGGGGUCGCCUUACGUCUGCUCAGCACACCUCUCAGAAUUCUAUAAAAUUUGUUAAAGAAGAAGUCCUUGAGGAGGAGACCAAAUUGAAGGGGAUCCCACAAGAUGGUUGCUCCAAGAUUAUGCUAUGGAAUCUUCAUAUACCAAGAGUAAUUAAAGCUUAAUUAGGAAACCAAACACAAAUGCAUUAUAAUUCACUCCUCAUUUUGCUAUUAAAAUGUAGUUUUUGGUUGAUUUAAUAAAUAUAAUUCAGUUUUGUUUUUCGGUUAA